GGAACACACAUCUCAUGUCUCCUCCUAUUUAUACACUUUCUCUCCUAGAGGGUUUACUAAUUAAACUGUAAUUUAUUCUUUCUUUCUUCCCUCUCAUUUUCUUCUGAUUUCGAAGUUCUUUGAGGCCAACAUUGAAGUAAGCGCUAACACUUCCCAAGAAUCUCUCUCUCCAGUUAAUAUGAGCCACCGUAUAAAAGAUCAUCCACCAAGAGUGUUCUUCCGCUGUGGAAACCCAUUCAAGAAUCUAUUUCCCAAGACCAACAAUGCACGCAUAUCCCCAAAUCUUCUCUCACUGUUGAACAGUUUCGAGACAAACUUGAUGUUAUCAAUUAGAGAACUUAUACCAAAGGGUGAUGGGAAGGCUAUUCUCACAGUUUCUUGGAUGAAGGAAGCAAUGGCAUCUCUGUGUGAGACACACAAGAGUAUCAGGACACUCGUGACCGAUCUAGAGCUUCAUGUCUCGGACUUGGAAGAAAACUUUAUUUAUAUCUACUCUAGCAUUAGCUCGAAGCUGCUUGAACUCUGCAACUCCUUCACCUCAGAGCUCGACCGUCUCAACCACGGAAGCCUAUUACUCAAGUUUACUUUGAGCAAGCUGGAGACUAGCAGUUGUUCUGAGGAAAUUUAUUUGUUGCAUCUUGAGAGCUGGAGGCAGCACAUGGCUUCCAAGAACCCGAGGUUCGAAAACUGGGGCGCGAUUUUGAGCAGUCUUGUUGAAUCGUUGAAACAACAUCAUCAUAGUCUCCCCAAGAAGAAACUAUCUGGAAAAGGAAAAGUCCUCCUACGAGCUCUAUACGGUGUACAGGUCAAGACUCUGUACAUAACCAGCGUGUUUGCUGCAGUGUUUUCUCGUUCUUCUAAUAAUCUCUUGUAUCUAACCAUUCCAAAUAUGGAGGAGGUUCCAUGGACGCAAGCUUUCAUGGAACUGCAGAACAUGGUUAACCCGGAGAUCAAAAACGCAUUCUUAUCAGACAGGUUCACGGUUAUUAAAGAUCUAGAGGCAGUUGAAUUAGGUGUGAAGAAGCUUCACAAAGCAGUCCAAGAAGGGUCGGAUACUAAUGUAUUGGUGGAGGUAUUGAAGAAAUCAGUGAUUAAACUCUCGGAGAGGUUUGAUCUUGUCUCCAAGGAAACAGGUUGCUUGCUGAAGACAGUGAUCUCUGCUCGAGACGCAUUGGUGGAGAGGCUGUGGACCAAAUAUGAAGAGGAGUUAGGAGUUAAAUUGCCCAUGAUGAUAAGUGUUAAGAGACUUGUUUGUGAAUAGUGUGAGUGUUUUGUUUCAUGUUCAGUAACAAUAACAAUGUAAUUAAAUAAAAUGAAAAAUAAUAGCAAAAUCUAUAAUCAGAGCAAGUG
This is a messenger RNA of Brassica oleracea var. oleracea, 1350 nucleotides long. RefSeq names its product protein BPS1, chloroplastic-like. NCBI's taxonomy places the organism in Eukaryota, Viridiplantae, Streptophyta, Magnoliopsida, Brassicales, Brassicaceae. The transcript is spliced from 2 exons. The record is from RefSeq and is a predicted model, not a curated record. Bases 179 to 1261 code for a protein of 360 amino acids.